CUAUGUUCCAUGAGAUUCCCCAAUAGAUGAGUCAAUCUAUCUGUAAUGAGUCAAUCUAUCUAUACGAACAACCUAUAUAAGAACCACAAGGCCCACUUAUCCCACAUGGUAAUCAUGAGCAUUCAAGCAAAAUCAAGCAAUUAAGCAGCCAACCAAUCAAUCAUCAAUCAACCAACCAACAAAAUGACCUACACAAUCCACCCCCUCACGCUAGAAGACAUCCCCGAAACCUUCACCAUGGCCCAGCAGGCCUUCUCCAAAUCCAACCGCCACUUCUACAACCCCUACCCCUACUCAGACGAGUCCCACGCCCAGCUCCUCGAGCGACAGCUGGACUUCUUCAAAGACCGCCCCCCAAACCAAGCCUUCAAAGCCGUCGACGACGCAACAGGGCACAUCGUAGGUGCAGCCGGGUGGGGCGUGCACGUCGAGGACGAGCCCGUCACGCAGACGCUCAAGGAGACGGUCGAGGCGCGCAUGCAGCCCCGCAUUCCGGAGCUCUGCGAGGAUCCCUUUCGCGGUGUUUAUACCGCUAUGAAUGAGGGGCGCCGCGAGGUUAUUGGGGUUGUUGGUGGGGAGGGGGGGGAGGUGGUGCGGUUCAAGAAGAGGGUGGAGUUGCAGUUUCUGCAUACGCAUCCGGAGUAUCAGCGACGGGGGAUUGGGAGUGCGCUGUUGAAGAGGUUUCUGGAGGAGACGGCGGGGUUGGGACUUAUGCUUUAUUUGCAGGCUACUGAUGAGGGGAGGCCGCUUUAUGAGAAGAUUGGGUUUGAGGCUGUUUUGAAGCGCACUUAUGUGUUUGAGGAUGGGGAUGCGGAGCCGUAUAAUAUCUCGUUCAUGGUGAAGUCGCCCAAGGUGAAGACUUUGUGUGUUUCGGGGGAGGGUCUGCAUUCUCCAGAGACGGCUAUUGCUUGAUGGACGACGGGCUGGGUAGUACUCCGCAUAUGCGGGGAUGACACUUGGGUCAAGCCCUCCCAAAUGCUAAAUAGCAUUUGGUGCAGUGGGGAUAGUACAUAUGUAGUCGGCUUAUCGGACUUAGGGUUGGAAUCUAUGGCUAUUGCAUGAAUCGGACUUAUGGUGCUACUAUGGACUCAUGGUUCAUAUACAAG
This is a messenger RNA of Aspergillus campestris IBT 28561, 1106 nucleotides long. Its product is annotated as GNAT family N-acetyltransferase. Gene Ontology annotation, molecular function: acyltransferase activity, transferring groups other than amino-acyl groups. The coding region runs from base 184 to 912 and encodes 242 amino acids. NCBI's taxonomy places the organism in Eukaryota, Fungi, Ascomycota, Eurotiomycetes, Eurotiales, Aspergillaceae. The transcript has 2 exons. The record is from RefSeq and is a predicted model, not a curated record.